AUGGUAGGCUACAAGAAGUGGAGGGAGGCCUGCAGUGAUGAAGCCUGCUUGAAGUUCAUCUUUGUUGUGGUAGCACAGCUCCUUCAUUUCAGUCUGGAUCUGAAGAGCCUAACAUGGAUUGCCCCAACACAACAGAGCACCAUCACAAAGCAGAAGUGGGACAGUGACAGAGGUGACAUUGAAAUAUAUAGAGCCUACUUAACCACAACAUGCAUUGAGUGGCUAAAGAAGUAUGUGCAGUAUGGGAGCAGCACUCUGGAGAGAAAAGUCCACCCAGAAGUCACUCUCCUCCAGAAGGACUCUGGAGUGGCGUGCCAUGCUACAGGCUUCUACCCUGACCAAGUGAUGAUCACCUGGAAGAGAGAUGGAGAGGAGAUGCAGGAGGACGUGGAUGUGGGGAGACUGCCCAAUGAGGAUGGAACCUUCCAGAAGAGAGCUGUGCUUGCCGUGUCACCGGAAGAGAGGAAGAAGGGGCAGUACACCUGUGAGGUGGCCCAUAAGGGCGGAACUCCCAUUCUUAAGACCCUGAUUGUGGAAGAUGGUAAGAACCAACACCACAGAAUUCAGCAGUUACUGAUGGAACAUUGCAUUGUUACAUGUUGUUUUGGUGUUAGUGAAUUUGGUAUAAAAAUAAUUUCUGUAACCUUAUAUGCCUUUUGAUGAACCAAACCCAUC
Messenger RNA from Alosa alosa (allis shad), 675 nucleotides. Its product is annotated as major histocompatibility complex class I-related gene protein-like. Lineage: Eukaryota; Metazoa; Chordata; Actinopteri; Clupeiformes; Clupeidae. Gene Ontology annotation, biological process: immune response. The transcript is spliced from 3 exons. The record is from RefSeq and is a predicted model, not a curated record. The coding region runs from base 1 to 660 and encodes 219 amino acids. Gene Ontology annotation, cellular component: external side of plasma membrane.